CCGGCCAAGUAAAACGCGUCAAUGAAAACCAGAAGCCUCCUUUCACUUCCACCAAAGCAACCUGCGCCAAGUCAAGGAAACGGUAAAAGUUCGCCUCGUCUAAUAAAAACGCGUAUAGUGAUGUAACCUACUGGGAUACUUCCAAAUUAGUAUGUAACUGUGCCGGCGUGUUUUAACGGAGCCAAUUAAGCCAAGGGAUACUUUUACAACAAUUUGGCUCAACAUUUACAUCCCGGACCAACUUAUUAUCCGAUGAGAUUGUACAAAAAGGAGCGUACUGUGUUGUGGAGGCUUUACGGAAAUAAGCGAAAAGCCUAGGAAUUAACAGUGGUGCCGCUUGAACCAACUCUGAGUUCUCAUUUUGACUUUAUGUGGACAAUUUGUCUUUGUAUGGGAAUAAUGAGGGCAUUUUAAGAAGACCGACACGGCUUAUGAUCGCACAAUACGCCAAGAGACGGAAAGCUUCUCCUCAUUCAUGAUCACAGUCACUUUUCUUCCGUGUGAAAAGCUUCCAUGGACCAUUCGGAGAAUAUUUCGGGAGAAUCACAAUGUGUUGCUUGGCGGGUCAAUAGGACUUAUCCCCGAGGUGGGCCGUCGGAGGUAUAGCGAAUCGGGCCACCAGAGUCCACCACUCCCGGAGGAUAUCCUUAACGAGUUUGAGCUUCGUUUGCUGAACAUGUUCGGACUGAAGCGGAGACCAAACCCCAGCCGGUCCGCCGUAGUACCGCAGUACAUGAUGGACCUCUAUCGAACGCACUCGGGGAAUGGAGAAGACAAACUGAACAGGGCGAGAUCGUCCUCUGCAAAAACUGCGGAGCGCUCUGCCAGCAGGGCCAAUACGAUUAGGAGUUUUUAUCACGAAGAGUCUUUGGAAGCUCUUUCCAGCUUACGUGGCAAAACGGCACAAAAGUUCUUCUUCAAUCUCACCACCAUUCCCGAAGAGGAACUCAUCACGUCAGCAGAGCUGAGGAUUUUCCGAGACCUGAUGAAGGGAGGAGAGAAUUCUAGCGCCACCUUUCACCGCAUCAACGUCUAUGAGGUUCUAAGGACAGACUCGUGCUCUAAGGAGCUCAUCACAAGACUUUUAGACACGAGGCUACUGCAGCCCGAUUCGAGCAAGUGGGAGAGCUUCGACGUCAGCCCGGCCAUCGUGAGGUGGACGAAGGAAGGGCACGCCAACCAUGGCUUCCUCCUGGAGGUGAUCCACCUUAACGGCACCGGCUGGGAUGCUAGGAGGCAUGUAAGGAUCAGCAGGUCCUUACAUGAGGACGAGAAUUCCUGGCCUCACAUAAGGCCCCUGUUGGUGACCUUUAGCCACGACGGCCGUGGUGAUGUCCUCCAUAACAGAGAGAAGCGACAAGCUAGAACUAAGCAAAGGAGAAAGCAUAAGAGCAGUUGUAGACGGCACUCGCUCUAUGUGGACUUUAUCAACGUGGGUUGGAAUGAUUGGAUAGUUGCUCCCCCUGGAUACCAUGCUUUCUACUGCCAUGGGGAGUGUCCGUUCCCACUUGCAGAUCACCUUAACUCGACAAAUCAUGCUAUUGUUCAGACUCUAGUCAACUCAGUGAACACAAACAUUCCCAGAGCCUGCUGUGUACCAACAGAACUCAGUCCCAUAUCCCUGCUGUACCUGGAUGAGUAUGAGAAGGUCGUCCUGAAAAACUAUCAGGACAUGGUGGUUGAAGGCUGUGGUUGUCGUUGAAAAGAUUAUGAUCACAUGUCUUUUUUUUUUUUCCGGAGGAGACUGUCCAUCACACAGUUACAAACAGUUGGGAAAGUAAAUAUUUAUAAGAAAUAUUUCAAGUUAAUCAUUAUGUUUUUCUGAUGUACAUUUUUUUAGUGGCAAAAUCCCACUCAUGAAGUUUAAUUAUCAGAUAUGUAUUUAUUUCUAUUAAACUUUCUUUAUCUAGUAAAUAAUUCAUAUCUAUUUAUAUGUUAUCAUGAGGAAAAAUAUGGAUUUUAUAAUAGUUUCUGAGAAUGUGUGUAAGCUGUCUGUCUUUUAAGAUGGUAGAUUUUAUAAAAGAGUGAUCGGUUUUUACAGAUUAACAUAAGACUUUAAUAUAAUUCUAAAAACCAUAUAGCUAAGGGAAGUACACUUAUGAAAUGGAAAGAAAUAAUAUGACAGUUCUUAACACGGUAUUCAAUAAUCUUUGCAGUGAUUUUGAAUGAAAUGGUCCGUUCCUCCACAAGGAUGUGACAAAGACAUGAGCAGAGCGUGGAUUACAGUUAUGAGAGUCAUUGCAGGCACAGAGAACAGUGAAAGCAUCGUUAAUGUGAAUGCACUUAUCUGGAAGCAAUGUGAGAAGCAGUCGUUGACACUGAACGCCCGGGAUCGUAGCUCAUGGAGCGAGAGGUGUUCGCUUUGUCUCAAACCCAUGUAUUCUGCCUAAUAUCUUUAUGGCUCUGAUGAGUAAGGAUUGUAUUUAUAAAUGCGUCUCUUUAAGGCUCAUACAUUUAAUUGUUCAUUUCAGGACAUUCUACACUUUCAUCUAAACACCCCUCCCCCCCACCCAGUCUUUGCUGAAAAUCCCCCAUCUUUAAUUAAAAUUUCCUCAUCUUCAUCUACUGUCCUCAGUUCUUUAAUCGUCGACAUCACUUGCAAUUAUGACUUACAUAAACAAUAAAACUGGGCUAUUCGUUAUUAUCAGGUAAACCCUUUUAACGUCUCCGUCAUGUAAUUGUAUGUAAUCAUUGGACUUACUUUAUAUAGUUGUUGCGUUACAGUGACUAGGUUCCCAAGUAAAAGCUAGCUAGAUAAUCACAGAAUUCUACAUAGCUGCAUAUGUGGCAGGAAAACACAGGUUCUUAUACCUAAAUACAUAUUCGUUUAAUGAAAACAGAUGGUCUUUGAUGGAGUAAAAUUGUCUCCAAACGCUCAUCUUGAACCUUUUGAGUCAGAUGUUUAGCUUACUCAUGUGUAAUUUGAGUAGUGAAAAGAUGCAGGAAAAUGUAAACUUUGGAUGAACCACCCAGCUGCAAGAUAGGUGAAGGAUGAGAAAGGGUGUAAAUAUGAACAAGAAUCAACAACAAUGAGGAUGUUUCAAGUCAGAAUGAAGGUGUCUGAAUUGUGGAGAUGAUAAAAUGUGCUGAAUUGACCAUUGUUGACACGAUAUGCUGUACUAGCCUUUGCUGUAUUUUUUUCUUUUGUCUUUCUGUAAACUGAUUUGACGCAAAAUCAAAGGGCUUGCUGUCUUUUUCAGAGAGAUCGGCAAACUCUAAAGUGAGAUUAAUAAAAAAUAACGCAUCUGCUGC
Messenger RNA from Paramormyrops kingsleyae, 3252 nucleotides. RefSeq names its product bone morphogenetic protein 2a (gene bmp2a). Gene Ontology annotation, cellular component: extracellular region. The record is from RefSeq and is a predicted model, not a curated record. NCBI's taxonomy places the organism in Eukaryota, Metazoa, Chordata, Actinopteri, Osteoglossiformes, Mormyridae. Gene Ontology annotation, molecular function: cytokine activity; growth factor activity.